GCCGUGCUCGUGAGCCACGUGGGCGCCCAGGACGGCAAGGGCGGCUUCAGUCUCGACAGCUUCUUCGGGGGCCAGGAAACGUCGUGGGCCGAUGUGGAGGACGAGCUGACUUCGACGGCGAGGCGACGGAGCUCGGACCGCCAACUGCGCUGCGUCAUCGUGCGCGCUGGCGACCCACCGGCCGCGGGGUCUGCCGCCGGCAGGGUGCGCUGCCUGCGGCCGGGCGAGGGCGGGGGCGGCAGCACGUCGGAGAAGACGGUGGCGCAG
Messenger RNA from Prorocentrum cordatum, 267 nucleotides. The record is from the annotation of a GenBank genome assembly. NCBI's taxonomy places the organism in Eukaryota, Dinophyceae, Prorocentrales, Prorocentraceae.